AUGCUUUACGUCAGCUCGUUCCUGCUUGCGGCCCGCGGGCACGUGCAGCGGGUACUCCGCCGCAAGCAGGCCCCGUUCCACCAGCGCUACGACCGACUGCCUGGCGACCAGCGCGAACGCGUGGCUGCAAUGCUCAGCGACGUGCGAUACGAGAAAUGCUCCGUUGCACGCGAACUGAGCGAUGUGCAUCAACAGUUGGCAUCGCUGUUCAACGCCGAUGAGGCUCGGCAGCUGCUUGACCCGAGCAGUUCGUCCGGCAAUGCGACGGCCGAUGCAGCCCCGGACACUCGCGCUGAUAUUAACGAGGCAUAUCGCAUACAUCGCAUCCUGCGCCCCCAUGCGCCUAACUUUUUCGAGGAGCAGUCGUUCAUCCACCUCAAGCAGAGGAUGGACAAUUUGAUGCAGGACCAUAAGUCCGAGGACUUCAAGGAGUUGGUCCCGGCGGAUGUCGCUUUGGAUGUGGUUGCGCUCCCCGAUCCCCUAUUCUCCGACGAAGGUUACGCUGUAGCUAUGUCUGCCCUGAUGGAUUCCCUUAUCGAUGACGUCAGGAGGCUGUGCAGAGCGUUAGGUUUGGAUGUCGGCACUGGCGACUCCCGCGACCCGUACGAUCGCCUGGCGGACUUCCUGGCGCUUAAGCGCGACGGCAGCAAUGUCGACCACUGGUCUGCCAAUGUCUGGCCCAAACUGAAACCGUUAAUGGCCGCAGAAUUUGAGUCAAUAAGUGAGGAGGACGUCGGGAAUUGGCUGACGAGUCAUCUCGAGCGCGUGGCGCACAACAGGGCCCUCGUUAACCGAGCAGAAAGCUCCGAAUGGUAUAGAGUUAAACUUAUCGUCAGGUACGACAUCAAGAGGGACCUUCCGUACGACGGUCUACCGUACCCAGACGCACUGCUCGACGAGCGCCGUACAGGGUACCCUAUCGACCGCGCCGGGGCUUACCUAUUUGGGAUGCUACAGCUUUUUGCCCCAUCAUCGGUAGAGGGCGUCACCAAGGCGAUGCUUGACGAAUAUGUGGACGCACUGCGCAACAUCGGUUUAAAGGACUGGUUCGGUCUAAGGGGGGUCGACAUAUCGUCCGUAUUCUUCGGCCACGACGCUGCGAACGAGCUCCCGGGGAACACCAGCGGGUCAGGGACGCAGGGCAGCUUCCCUCACAAGAAAGUUACGCGCCCUAUGGCGGAAUCCUGCAUAAGGAUUAUUAACCUGUUUGCCACUGGGAAUGAGCACGUUUUCGAUGCUGAGCACUGGUCACCUGCAUCCGUUUUCAAGCGUCUGAGCGUGCCCGGCGACACUGCUGAUGGUAGUGGUAGCUCCCCGGCCGGUAACGUUGCAACACCGUCGUCGGGAGUAGACUCCAACUCCUCAGUGCAAACCAAAAGCGUCGCAACAGCCUUGUCUACAGGCGAUAUAGAGGAUCUCGUUGGCGAUUACAUUAGGCGUGUGAACCGAGUGGCCAGCGGCCAGGUGGUGCGUGAAUAUAACCGCGUGUUCGACCGCAUGGUCAAGGAGGAACUUGAGUUCCAGGCCAAUGUCGGUGCUGGCACCGUCACCGACAAGGGCAUCGAGUACAAGGUUCCGGCGGGGGCGCAGUUCGACGCUAAGCGAAACUACUACGUCCGUACACGGGAGGGCGUUGACCCUACACUCAAACUCGAGAAUCUGCGAUCGUGCGUUCUUGAGCGGCGCCGCAUGCGCACCAUGACCAAAGAAGGACGCGUGUACUUUUUGCGCGUGGUAGUUGCAGUCGGUGACGGCCGCGGCUACUUCGGCACUGGCGUUGGUUUCGGGAACGACCUCGGCACCGCGCGUGCCAGCGCCGUCCAGCAGGCGCUGCGUGGAAUGUACUUCAUCGACUUCGAUCAGAAGGAGCCGCUUACGACUCCAGUGUUGGGGCAAGAGUACGGUUGCCGUGUCUACAUAACUCCCAGGAAAAUGGGCGCUGGCAUCAAGACCAACCGAAAGUACUUGCCCCUGGCAUAUUUGGCCGGGCUUGACAACUGCAAGUUGACUUUUCACGGGCGCUCGUCGUGGAUAACUCGCGCCAAGGCGUUGCGAAAGGCCUUGGAGCAGAUAUAUUCCCGUCGCACAAUGUGCAACGCUACUGGCAUGCGGUACGUGUACGUCGGGAGCCCUGGCGACCACACAGUGCACUGGCCCGACAAGUGGUUCAUUCCCAUCGCCAAGGAGUACCAGUCGAAGGUCCAGCAGCUGAAGAAUCUAAAGCGCGUCCACUUCCGGCGGCACGCGCACCGCGUCGUUAUGCCAGAGGAGGUGGCACCCGAGGUUCCGAGCUAUGCUAGGCACAAGUUCAGGUCACCUCUGGAGAUAGCUGAGCAGGAGCGCAAGCACGCCCAGUACAUUUCGACUACCGUGCCCAAGGUACCUCCGCCACGUGGGAAUAAGGGAUUAGAGUCAUCCGUGGAGCAGUCCAGAUGA
Molecule: messenger RNA, 2436 nt
Organism: Babesia bigemina
Lineage: Eukaryota; Apicomplexa; Aconoidasida; Piroplasmida; Babesiidae
Product: -30S ribosomal protein S5
Exons: 7
Coding region: 1-2436 (811 amino acids)
Biological process (GO): translation
Cellular component (GO): ribosome
Molecular function (GO): RNA binding; structural constituent of ribosome
Source: RefSeq, a predicted model, not a curated record